Messenger RNA from Aureobasidium pullulans EXF-150, 1059 nucleotides. RefSeq lists its product as uncharacterized. Lineage: Eukaryota; Fungi; Ascomycota; Dothideomycetes; Dothideales; Saccotheciaceae. The coding region runs from base 1 to 1059 and encodes 352 amino acids. The transcript is spliced from 3 exons. The record is from RefSeq and is a predicted model, not a curated record.
AUGGAACCGAGACUGUCUCUAGAACAGCAGAUAGAGGCGUACAAAAAAUCGCCAGAGCUGUUCGAAGAGGACCGCCAGAAGAUUGCACGCAUGGUUUAUGAUCUUGUCGGUGGCAGAGGAAAGGGACACAUGCCUGCCGUCUACGAACAGAGACGCAAAUCGCAGGCUGUAGAGAAGCUCAGUAUGAUUUUCAACGUCGGACCACUCGAUACCUUCGACAUGAGCUGUUAUCUCGCUGGCUAUGGAAUCCUCGCCAACGACUGGAGACAUGCUGAGGACAUCCGUCUUGCUAUUGCUCAUGCGUACGUGUUUGAGCGUGCCGUCGCAGCUGUUGUCAAUCCCGGCGCCAUCAACAAGCUGGACAGGGAGAUUCGUGGCCUGCUGCUUUCCAAGCUCGUCUCAAAGCAAGAGGCAUCUGCCCCGUCUACCGGCUUGCUCAAGACCCCUGCUGGUUACAAGAACGACAUGAGACAGAUCUACCGCAACCUUGACUUCGGCGACCAGAUCGCAGAGUUCGACACUUAUCCCGAGAGAGUCAUGGACUACAGCCCUCUCAGAAAGGCAUGGGAGGACAAAGCUCGCAAACUGGUCAACAGCGGCAUGGUCUUCAACCGCAGACUGGAUUUCCAGGCAUUCGGCAACGAGUUCUCUCCUUUCCGCUACAGCGAAGCCCGCAAAUCGACACCCUGGAUGGGCAAAAACAUCAAACCCGAGCAGCAGUCAGCUACCGACACCGCAGAAGACGUUCGGCAGAGCGAGCGUGCACCGACCGAAGCCGAGAUCGAGCGCAAGACAGCCAAGAACCGCAAGCAGAACGAAAAGAGAAAGGCCAGCAAGAAAGCCAAGAAGGCUCAGCAGCAGGAGGAAGGCACCGCCGAAAAGUCCGACACAGAUUCAUCUAUCGCAGAACUGGUCAAGAACUUCAACGUCUCUACUAGUGAGACCUUCCACGACAGCAACAUGAUUCCUGGCAUGUCGAGCAUGACUGUCAACAUUUAUGUACGCAAGCCUACUGGCAAGGGCGAUACUGCUCAACGCGACGAGGUCGACAAGAAGUGA